AUGGAUCGUCGUCACUGUCUUCACUACUUGAACGACGGUGACGAUUGUUUCUACUACGAGAGCGAGAGCGAGAUGACGAUCGAGAAGAUCGAGAAAACGAACGAGAAGAAGACGGAGAGCGGUGACGUUUUCUUCGAUUACGCGAGUAAGACGGAGAACGCGAACGUGCACGCGGACGCCCACGCUCCCCGUUUUCUACCACGAAAUGGAGAUGAUAUACGACUACGUCGAGUCGGUAAAUUACUGCGACUUCUUGAACGCGAUGAAGAGAUGGAACGCUGUCUCGGCGAUUCGGAACGACGUCUUGGCGAGCUGAAACGACGUCUUGGCGAGCCGGAACGACGUCUUGGUGAGCCGGAACGACGUCUUGGUGAGUUGGAACGACGUCUGGGUGAGUUGAAACGACGUCUUGGUGAGCCGGAACGACGGCCUGGUGAGUUGGAACGACGUCUUGGUGAGUUGGAACGACGUCUUGGUGAGUUGAAACGACGUCUUGAGUUGGAACGACGUCUUGGUGAGUUGAGACGACGUCUUGGUGAGCCGGAACGACGGCUACCUGAGUUGGAAGAACGUCUUGGUGAACGUCUCGGUGAGUUGAAACGACGUUUUGGAGAGUUAAAACGACGUCUUGGUGAAUCAGAAUGA
Plasmopara halstedii is the source of this 645-nucleotide messenger RNA. RefSeq lists its product as uncharacterized. The transcript is spliced from 2 exons. The record is from RefSeq and is a predicted model, not a curated record. Bases 1 to 645 code for a protein of 214 amino acids. NCBI's taxonomy places the organism in Eukaryota, Oomycota, Peronosporomycetes, Peronosporales, Peronosporaceae.